AUGGCACUGGUUAAGCUGAAUGACCCGUACUUAAUUCGUAAAAACGAAACUCGAAAAAGCAGUGAGUGUCCACAAGAAAAAAUGUUAACUCGAUAUAUUGAAGUUAUCAUAUUUCGGAAUUUGAAGAAAGAAAACCCGAGCAAUAUUCUAAAGGACAGCCACAGACUAGCACGGAUUGAACAUCAGCUGUCACCUCGUCCAAAGGAGAUGUUAAAUAUAUCAACACCACAUCCCAAAAACGAACCUUCAUCUCUUGAUUGUGCUACUGCAACCAAACUGACUCAGGAGGAAAUCUCUGCUGCAGUUCAAGCAAGAGUGAGUGCUCAAGGAAGAUCUACAGCUUCUGUGUCCUCUAGACUCUCGCAACCACAGGUUACAGACUUUGAUGUCAAUGUCCUGUCUGUAUCAGACCUAUGUCAUCACAUUCAGAUAAAUAAUCAGUUGCCAUUAUUACAGAGUCACCCCCACCUGAAACAAGUUAUCAAAGCUGCUAUUGAACAGUCUGUUCAAGAAUGGUUGGUACCAGUGGAAGAUCAUUUCAUCAAAAUUGUCAGUGGAACAUGUGAAAACAUUGUUAAGAAGGACUUUGCUCUUGAUCCAGAAGAAACCAGAAUGCGUUCUGCUGCUCAUCUCAUGAUCCGUAGUUUGACAGCAGGAUUGGUAAUGGUAACAUGCCGAGAAGUACUUGAUUCGUCUAUUAAUACCAAUCUUAAAUCCUCAUUUCUGACAGCACUCGGAGGAGCAACACAGCAUCAGAAGGAGCUUGUAGAACAGACUGCCAUUGUUGUAGCUCAGGAAAACAUUCAACUGGCUUGCUGUUUCGUACAGAAAAUUGUUGUGGAGAAAGCUGUUCUGGAGCUAGACAAAAGAUUAAAUACUGAAUAUGAGUUACGGAAGCUUGCAAAGGCUGAAGAACGACGCUACUGUGAUCCAGUAGUGCUGACAUAUCAGGCUGAAAGAAUGCCAGAACAAAUCCGGCUAAAGGCAGGAGGAGUUGCACCUAAAGAGAUGGCUGUGUAUGAAGAAUUUGCUCGCUGUAUUCCUGAUUUUCUUCCUAGCCAUGAAAGGAAUUUACUUUUGGCAUAUAUAUCGAAUCCACUUCAAGUUAGUCAACUUUUCUAUACUGAUGACAUCAAACAUAUCUGUGAAAAGGUGAUAGCUGAGCUUGAUCGCUACGUUCAGGGUUUGAUGGCUAUUCCAGCAAGUCAACAAGCUGCAGCCCUUUAUAGUCUGAGAGAAGAAGUGUUUCUGCUUCGAAGUUCAAGAGACAAGACUACUGCUCUUUCUCUCAUCCAGAAGACUGUAGACAGCUUUCUAAAAGGAAUGACUCAACAUCCCUCUCUUUCUGAAACUGCUAAUUAUUAUCGUGAUGGUCAUCUGCUUGUUUUGAAAGCACUCGUUUACCACAGGACAUUUGGUAUUCAGUGGACUGUCAAAAAUGUUACUCAAGCACUGAUUAGAUGCCAUGAAAACUACAGUUUCAACUUUGAAGGCUUAGAUUGUCUUAUCCAAAACCACUUGGUCAAUGUGCCUGUUUAUGAUCUACAUCUUGCACAGACAAUGGAAGGUGGAUUGAGCUACCAUGCUGUGGCAUUUGCUAUGCAACUAGUAAAACAUUAUAUUGUGGAUAAAUAUCAUGAUGGAUUAUUUUCAAUGGGUGAUCUUCAUAAUACAAUGGAAUUACUUGUUCACAUUGCUACUUAUUCAAGACAACCACCAGAAGGCUUGUCACAGCUGGUUGACACGAUACAGUAUACAUCUCGGGAAUCUGGGUUCUUGAGUCGGUCACCAAUGGGACCUAUGUUCAUGAUUCGCUCUGGAAUUUCACAAGCUAGUGAUUACAAUGAUCCUCCUGGGCUUCGUGAAAAAACAAAAUACUUGUUGCAUGAAUGGGUAAACAGAUAUCACAGUGCAAGUGCUGGAAAGGACAGUUCCAAAGCCUUUUCUACAUUUAUUCAUAAGAUGAAUAUACAAGGAAUUCUGAAGACAGAAGGCAUGAUUACCAGGUUCUUGAGACUCAGCUCUGAAAUGUGCACUGACCUGUGCUACAAAACUAUCUCAGAUCAACCUAAUACCUCCUCAACCUUUGUGCGAACUAAGUGUUUUCAUACCUUGGAUGCUUAUGUACGACUAAUCUCCUUGUUAGUGAAACAUAUUGGAGAUGCCAACAAUAUUCUUGCAAAGAUUAACUUACUCCAUAAGGUACUUGGUAUCAUUGCUGGCAAAUUACUUCAGGAUCACAACUUGCGAGGUACGGAAUUUCAGCAGUUUUCCUAUCAUCGGUUGUAUAUUAUGCUGUUCUUAGAACUCAGUGCCCCAGAACCAUUUCUGGAAUCAAUCAGUGUUCAUGUCCUGACAGCAUUCUGCAACACUCUUCACAUACUACGACCUUCAAAAGUUCCUGGAUUUGCCUAUGCAUGGCUUGAAUUAGUGUCUCAUCGUGUGCUUCUAGGAAAGAUGUUUGUACUCAAUCCACAACAAAAGACUUGGAGCAUGUAUGCAGAACUACUGAUUAAUUUAUUAAAAUUUUUAUCCCCCUUUCUGCGAAAUGUGGAACUGCCCAAACAGAUUCAAUUGCUGUAUAAGGGGACCCUUCGUCUUCUGCUACUUCUACUUCAUGAUUUCCCCGAGUUUCUCUGUGACUACUGUUAUGUAUUUUGUGAUAUCAUUCCACCAAACAGUAUUCAGCUGAGAAAUCUCAUUCUCAGUGCAUUUCCAUGCCACAUGAGAUUACCAGAUCCAUUCACUCCCAACCUUAAAGUUGACUUGUUACCAGAGAUCAUGCAGUCACCUCGUGUCCUAACGAAUUUUGGCAGCAUGAUUCAACCAGCAACCUUUAAAAAGGAAUUGGACUCUUAUAUGAACAGUCGAAGUCCAGUAACCUUCCUAUCAGAGUUGAGAAGUAUUUUGCAGGUUUCCAGUGAGCCAGGAAUGAAAUACAAUAUUCCUUUAAUCAAUGCUUUAGUCUGGUAUGUUGGUAUCCAAGCCAUCAGUUACAUUAAAAGCAAGGGACAGACGCCAGGCAUGGGAACAAUCACUCACACUUCUCACAUGGACAUAUUCCAAAAUCUGGCUGUGGAUCUGGAUACUGAAGGCCGUUAUUUGUUCCUGAAUGCAAUAGUAAAUCAGCUUCGCUACCCAAAUAGCCAUACUCACUACUUUAGUUGUACUCUGUUGUACUUGUUUGCUGAAGCCAACACUGAAAUCAUUCAAGAACAGAUCACUAGGGUUCUUCUGGAGAGAGUAAUUGUGAAUAGGCCACAUCCAUGGGGAUUGCUGAUUACCUUUAUUGAGCUAAUUAAAAACCCAAGAUUUAAAAUCUUGAAUCGUGAAUUUGUACAUUGUGCCCCUGAGAUUGAGAAAUUAUUUGAUUCUGUGGCUCACUCCUGUAUGCCUCAGAAACCUUCUGACACUGCUAGCAAUUGAGGACUUGACGGUGAUGCAUAGGAAUUUUAACUUGAUAAUGCC
This is a messenger RNA of Limulus polyphemus (Atlantic horseshoe crab), 3468 nucleotides long. Its product is annotated as CCR4-NOT transcription complex subunit 1-like. Bases 1 to 3426 code for a protein of 1141 amino acids. The record is from RefSeq and is a predicted model, not a curated record. Gene Ontology annotation, biological process: nuclear-transcribed mRNA catabolic process, deadenylation-dependent decay. Gene Ontology annotation, cellular component: CCR4-NOT core complex; P-body. Gene Ontology annotation, molecular function: molecular adaptor activity. The transcript has 23 exons. NCBI's taxonomy places the organism in Eukaryota, Metazoa, Arthropoda, Merostomata, Xiphosura, Limulidae.